AUGCCGAACCUUCGCCUUGGCUCCGUUGCCCCUGACUUUACUGCUGAGACCACCAAGGGUACCAUCCGCUUCCACGACUGGCUGGACAACUCGUGGGCCAUCCUCUUCUCGCACCCCGAUGACUUUACGCCGGUGUGCACCACCGAGCUCGGUGAGGUCGCCCGCCUCGCGCCCGAGUUCGAGAAGCGUGGUGUGAAGGUCAUUGGUCUGUCGGCCAACGACAUUGCUUCGCACGAGAAGUGGAUCCAGGACAUCAACGACAUUGGCAAGACCGAUGUGCAGUUCCCCAUCAUCGGCGACCACGACCGCAAGGUCGCAACCGAGUACGACAUGCUCGACGCCCUCGACCCUACCAAUGUCGACGCCAAGGGCAUUCCUUUCACUGUGCGUGACGUCUUUGUGAUCGACCCCAAGAAGGUGAUCCGCCUGAAGAUCUCGUACCCUGCCUCGACCGGCCGCCACUUUACCGAGAUCCUGCGUGUGGUCGACUCGCUGCAGCUGGGUGACAAGCACCGCAUCACCACGCCUGUCAACUGGCAAAAGGGCGACAAGGUCAUUGUCCACCCCAGCGUCCAGGGCGAAGAGGCUGAGAAGCUCUUCCCUGGCUACGAGACCGUGCGUCCGUACCUGCGCUUCACCGAGGACCCCAGCUCGAAGAGCGCCUAG
Molecule: messenger RNA, 666 nt
Organism: Malassezia japonica
Lineage: Eukaryota; Fungi; Basidiomycota; Malasseziomycetes; Malasseziales; Malasseziaceae
Gene: PRX1
Product: peroxiredoxin 1
Exons: 2
Coding region: 1-666 (221 amino acids)
Biological process (GO): cellular oxidant detoxification; cell redox homeostasis
Cellular component (GO): mitochondrion; cytosol
Molecular function (GO): peroxiredoxin activity
Source: RefSeq, a predicted model, not a curated record